Musca domestica (house fly) is the source of this 1585-nucleotide messenger RNA. Its product is annotated as protein cycle. The record is from RefSeq and is a predicted model, not a curated record. Gene Ontology annotation, cellular component: transcription regulator complex; cytoplasm; nucleus. Lineage: Eukaryota; Metazoa; Arthropoda; Insecta; Diptera; Muscidae. Gene Ontology annotation, biological process: regulation of transcription by RNA polymerase II. Gene Ontology annotation, molecular function: RNA polymerase II cis-regulatory region sequence-specific DNA binding; protein dimerization activity; DNA-binding transcription factor activity, RNA polymerase II-specific. The coding region runs from base 251 to 1486 and encodes 411 amino acids. The transcript has 5 exons.
GUUUUGACAGAUGUAAGCUUACAUUGCGAAAAAUGGUGGAAAACAUGGCGAAAAAAACAUAUAGCGAAAAACCAAGCAAAGCAACAAAUUGUCAAAACCCACCAGCCAACCAACCAACCAAGCCAAUCUCAAGGAAAAUUUUGAGGAAAAAAUCUGCAUAUUCAAGAAAAGGAAAUUAAAACUUGGACCAACAUAAGUCAGGGAUAGGGAAAUUGGAAAGGAAGUUCGGAGAAAAAAAACAAACAUUUCAAUGGAGUAUUGCGACAAUCUACCGGAAGAAUUGGACGAUGAGACCUGCGAUGAGGAAAAAUCAGCAAGGACCUCAGAUGAAAAUCGCAAGCAAAAUCACAGUGAAAUCGAAAAAAGGCGCAGGGACAAAAUGAACACCUACAUCAAUGAGCUGUCUGCCAUGAUACCCAUGUGCUAUGCCAUGCAUCGUAAACUGGACAAGUUAACAGUACUGCGAAUGGCUGUACAACAUUUACGUAGCAUACGUGGUGCUGUCCAUGCCUACAGUGGAGCCGAUGGCAAACCAACAUUUCUCUCAGAUCAAGAAUUGAAAAUGCUCAUACUGCAGGCAGCCGAAGGAUUUCUAUUUGUGGUCGGUUGUGAUCGUGGGCGUAUACUUUAUGUCUCAGAAUCUGUAUCGAAGGUUUUGAAUUAUACACAAACCGAUUUGUUGGGUCAGAGUUGGUUUGAUGUGCUGCAUCCGAAGGAUGUGGCCAAGGUAAAGGAACAACUCUCCUCACUGGAUCCCUGUCCCAGGGAGAGACUAAUAGAUGCCAAAACCAUGCUGCCAGUCAAAGCCGAUAUACCCCAGAGUUUAUGUCGCCUGUGUCCGGGUGCGCGCAGAUCAUUUUUCUGUCGCAUGAAACUGAAAGCCGCCCUCAACAACAAUCAAAUCAAAGAGGAAUCUGACACCUCAUCCAGUUCGCGCAGUUCAACAAAACGGAAAUCGAAAUUGAGCAUGGAUGACAAAUAUCGUGUUAUACAAUGCACCGGUUACUUAAAGUCCUGGACACCCAUAAAGGAGGAAAAUCACGAUGGCGACAGCGACGAUCAAAUCACCAACAAUAUGUCUUGUUUGGUGGCCAUCGGACGUAUACCCUCAAAUGUUUUAGAAGAUCAAAUACCCACCUCAUUGGAUCAUCAUCCGAACAUAAGGCAUGUUAAAUUUUUAUCGCGGCAUUCCGUGGAUGGUAAAUUCCUGUUUAUAGAUCAAAGAGCCACCUUGGCGGUGGGUUUCCUGCCCCAAGAAAUAUUGGGCAGUAGUUUCUAUGAGUACUUUCAUCCCGAAGAUAUACCCGCCUUGGCUGAGUCACAUAAACUGGUCUUACAAGUAGCCGAAAAAGUCACCACCCAGGUGUAUCGAUUUCGUUGUAAGGACAACAGCUUUAUUCAGCUUCAAAGUGAAUGGCGUGCAUUUAAAAAUCCCUGGACAACAGAGAUUGAAUAUAUUAUGGCUAAGAAUUCGGUAUUUUUCUAAUGUAUGAUUUUUUCCAUUCCUCCUUGUCGUCUCUCUGCCCCACCUACCCCCAAUUAUUUACUGAGAACAGAAAUAAAAAAUAUGAUGAAAAAAAUACAA